Messenger RNA from Leptinotarsa decemlineata (Colorado potato beetle), 2050 nucleotides. It is a transcript of the gene Srp54, whose product is annotated as Splicing regulatory protein 54. Lineage: Eukaryota; Metazoa; Arthropoda; Insecta; Coleoptera; Chrysomelidae. Gene Ontology annotation, molecular function: RNA binding. Gene Ontology annotation, cellular component: nucleoplasm. The record is from RefSeq and is a predicted model, not a curated record.
CACUUUCAUGUCUAACCUGCCCUUUUUUCUCUGUGCCAAAAUCAAGAAGAAGAUAUCAAACGUUUGACAGUUGUGUAGUUAAUGUAGUGUAUAGUAUAAAAAUGCAUGUUUCAAAGUAAUGAGAGUUGUCGGGAUAAGAUGCAUUUUUACUUCGCUGUAGUGCCCAUUAAGUGAUAAUAUUUACCCAACACGUGUAAACAUAAUCUGAAGAUGGCGGUAGGGACAACGAAAGUCAUCCAAGUAACCAACAUCGCGCCUCAAGCCACGAAAGACCAGAUGCAGGUCUUAUUUGGCUAUCUGGGCAAAAUUGAAGACAUUCGCUUAUAUCCCACAAUAAGAGAUGUGUCUUGUCCAGUUCAGUCCCGAAUAUGCUACAUUAAAUUCGUGGAUGUUUCUACGAUACCCAUAGCACAACAUAUGACAAACACGGUCUUUAUUGACAGAGCUUUGAUAGUGAUCCCCAUCUCCAAUGGGGAAAUCCCCGACGAGUACUAUGCCCUUGAAAUGACAAGGAAUGGAACAGUUGUGCCUGGUCUGACAAUUAAUGAUCCUAAGCUGCCCCCUCACGUUGUGAAUUCUGUUCACGGCUCUGGGGAAGAUCAGGUGAUACUCACCACCGACACAAACUUGGAUUCGAAUGGUUUGCCCCCGUAUCCCCCGCUGCCUGCCAAUUUUGACUCUGCCAAAAUCGAGGAGACUAGGCGGACAGUGCUUUUGUUGAACUAUGACCCAGAUGUCAGCAAAGACGAAGUUAUUGACUUCUUCAGUGCUGCUGGGGAGGUAAAAUACCUCAGAACAUGCAAGAGGGAUUCCGACGAUAGCACCAACAUGCUGGUGGAGUUUACAGAUCAGUCGAGCAUUAUAAACGCUCUGAAGUUGAACGGCAAGGAGCUUAAAGGUAAAGUGGUGGAGAUCCAGCAUUCCACUCAACCAAUUACCAAGCCACAGACUAAAAGCAAUGAAGCUGCUCAGAAGGAAAUCGAAGAGGCUAUGACCAGGUUUAAGGAAGCUCAGAAUAUGAUCAACGCUUCAAUAGAGCCCGUUAUAGGUAUGCUGACUAAAGAUAAACGCAGCUCACGCAGGUCGAGGUCAAGGUCGAGGGGAAGGAGAAGAAGAUCGAGGUCUAGAUCACGCUCUAGGAGGAGGUCCAGGUCUCGCAGGCGUAGAUCAACCUCCCGAAGAAGAAGUAGGUCGAGAGACCGUAAACGGAGGUCAAAAUCUAGGUCUAGAAAGAGAUCUAGGUCAAGGUCUAGAAGGUCUUGUUCAAGAAGCUCCAAAUCUCGCAGAUCUCGCUCUAAAUCAAGGGUAAGAAGCCGUCACAAAUCCAGAGAACGUGUUUCCAGAGUUCGAUCCAGAGACAGAGACCGUAAAUCAAGGGACCGAGACCGAUCAAGAGACAGAAAGCGCAGCCGAGACAAGGACAGGAAGUCUCGGGAAAGAGAUUCGUCCAAAGAAAAAGAAAAGGAAAAAGAAAAGGAGAAAGAAAAGUCCAGCUCAGAGUCAAAAGAGAAAAAGAGUGAGAAAGAGAGCAGCGUUGACAUACCUUCAGAAAGGAGAGUCUCAAGGUCCAGGAGCCGAAGCAAGAGGAGGUCCAGAUCCAGAGACCGUAAAACGAGAGAUCGGAAAAGGUCUCGAUCUAGAGGUAGCAGACGGAGAUCGCCAUCACCACGUGUCCCUAAAAAGCGAAGGUCUAGAUCUAAAAGCAGGGACAGAGACCGAAAGAGAGAUAAAAAAUCAGAUCGAAAAGAUAGAGAUAGAAGAGAAAGGGAUAAGAAGUCGAGGUCCCGUUCUAGGUCAAGGAGGUCAGCUUCUAGGCGGUCAACACGGUCACAUUCUAAGGUUCCCAGAAACUACGAUGAAGAGGAAAAAGGCUUUGAUAGUUCCAAAGAAAAGAGCAAAGAGAAAGAGAUUCAACCGCCUGCACCAGAGAAGGAUUCUCCUGAGAAAUCCGAUAACAUGGAUAUUUCUAAUUCUCCUUGAGUAAAGCUUUUUUUCAGUAGGUUUAAUGUGCAUUUUAUUUGAUGAAUAAAUAUUUCAAGAUAUAUUGUUA